CGGAGGCGGCGGGGGAUAUUGGUAUGCCAUGAUGUCUGUCAUGGGCUCCCUUCGUGGUACGGCAGGAGAUAUAGCGGAGCUUCUCGAUGCCCAGGGUUCCAAAGUGGGUUUCGAAGGCGGCUGAGCAACAGCUGCCAUGUAAGAAUGUUGCUAUAGUACGGACGACAGCCGCGGAACAGGAGCAGUCAAAGACGAACGGACUAGGGUAUGAUGACCGAGAUUCGGAGCGAAGGUCGAGCCGAGACGAAGAAGACGGCAGAUCUAAAUGGCAAACGCUAGGGGCCGAAGUGUGGAUGUGGCGGAACCGCAAUCAGCUUGGUCGCAGUCCCAGAUGGCUCACGGGCGGCGGUAGGUUAGAUAUGGCGCCAACGAGCCCGACGACGACAAAGAUAGACGCACUCGAGGCAGGGAGCGAGAGUGGCUGGGCCAAUCGAGACGGCGGUCUUGCGGUUUGGAGCAACUGGGGCAAGCAGGAUCCAAGGGAUAUGACUGGCGACUCAAUCCAACCUUUUCGGUUCAGGCUGGUACGGUUCGAGACAGGCAACCGCGGCGACAAACGCGGCGAUCUGCAAAGGGCCGCACAGCAGCAGGAGCUCGGCCUAUAUGUGACGCCGACUAUGCCCCGUUCGUGCGCUGCGAGGCAGGUGCCGAAUGAGGGAGGGUGCGGGUGUUGGUUAUUUGAGUGCGCGCCUAAGGUCCGAGGGGAUAUAAGCGGUUGCUCAACAGCUGAACGGAUCCUAGAGCGCAAGCGGAUGUUGUGCGAAGAGAUUCCUGCAGCGCACGACCGGUCGAACCGAGUGGUGACUUCAAUGGAACAGAAGGGUGAAAGCGAGACCAGUAGCCGCGUUGAAGACUCGGCUCACACCCCGAAUUUUUGGAACCGAUCGAGGAGGUGGUCGUGGGUGGGCAGAACAGGGGGAUCCCGCAGGUACUGUUUUUGGAAGUCCCUGUGCAACCUUCCGGGUGAUUUGGCUUGGACGUUUGUUCGAGGUGCCGGUGACGGCUUGGAAAUCGGAACCGUCGGGGUUGCGAGUCUGCGGGCGCAAAAGCUUGAAUAGCUCGGUGGUUGCAGUCUGGCGCUUGUUGUGAUGAGAUAUCACGAAUCAAGUUUGCCAGGGGUGAUCAAUGAUCGCUCGUCUUGGAGGGUAGGCGUGGGGUGCCUCGGGGUUGCCAACAAUGUUCGGGGGCCACGCAGGGAAGGCACCGUCUCUCCAACCAACGCAAUUCGAUGAGACGUGGCCGGUUGCUUCGAUUGAGCACCUUUGGGGCAAAGACAAAGCAGGUGCGAUGAGUCGGCAAUGGAUGGAGAGCUCCAAGGGGGAGGAGGGGGUCACUUCUAUUACCGGGCUGCGGGAUAAGCAGCAGGAGUACUGGCCAUUCAGCUUUCGAAAUUUCAGCCCUUUUCACCUGCAGAGAGGAAGGCAGGUCCGGUUGGCGCGGCGUAAAGGUUGGUAACGAACGGCGUGGCGACGGCCGCGUCGACCACAAAGAGGCUCGAGGCCCCGGUAUGCUAGGCUGGA
This is a messenger RNA of Chaetomium fimeti, 1520 nucleotides long. RefSeq lists its product as uncharacterized. The transcript is spliced from 2 exons. Lineage: Eukaryota; Fungi; Ascomycota; Sordariomycetes; Sordariales; Chaetomiaceae. Bases 87 to 1058 code for a protein of 323 amino acids. The record is from RefSeq and is a predicted model, not a curated record.